Chondrus crispus (carragheen) is the source of this 190-nucleotide messenger RNA. RefSeq lists its product as hypothetical. The record is from RefSeq and is a predicted model, not a curated record. The coding region runs from base 1 to 111 and encodes 36 amino acids. The transcript is spliced from 2 exons. Lineage: Eukaryota; Rhodophyta; Florideophyceae; Gigartinales; Gigartinaceae.
AUGCGUCACACGCCCCUAUCGCUUCAUCUGCGCAGAGUCCAUCAAUGGAUCAAAGCGCAACAGGAUCUGCCAGAGAUGCCGCCGAAGCAACCGCGAAAGAUAGAUAAGUAGAAGCUUCUAAAACGCGGUCCUCUCCAAACGGCCCCCUUCAGCCUGUCAAGAAGACGAAACACAUCGCCCUUUCGACUGA